AUGGCGUCAGGCCGGGGCAGUGUCGUUUCGUCACCAGCCUCAUCACCAGCGGAAGACUGUGGCUUGAGCAAAGGUUCGAUUUCUCAGCUACAGGAGUUUGUGCAGGGUGCCAAGAUCUAUCCCAUGCCUCCGAAUUGUCCGGUGUUGCAGUGGAGAUAUGAUACUCGGCCGGUUGGAAGUAGCAUGGAGUUUUGUGCGACGUGCUCUUUUCUCCUUGAUGGUGUUGCACACCACACAGUAGGUGCUUGGCGCAGCAACAAGAAAUUGUCACAGCGUGACACCGCAGAGCGGACUCUUGGGCUGUUUGUGAGCCGUUGGGCUUCGCUGAUCACCUUAGAUGAGCUCGCAGGUGUGGCGCACAAAGAUGCGCUCCCAGAGCCACACCGAAGCGAGAUUGAACUCUUGGACAAGUUCUGCGAAAGGCUCUCCUGGGAUGGCCCAUCUUCUCUUGGCUGGAGCCACAGGUGGGAAGGCGGCCAAUGCCAAGCAUUCGCUGAAGUGAGAUUGCUUGAUGUGCCUCAUACUUUCCAAGGAAAGAAAAUGCCGACUCUGGAGGCAGCAUACAAUGACACUGCUCGACGUGUGCUAUGGUAUCUGCAAUGUCCCGGAUAUGAGGACAUGUUCGAGCCCAACCAAGAAUAUGUCAGAGCUGUUGCCCAGGCUGCAUGCGGAUCUGAGAGAGUCUCGAAAGUAAAAUAUGAGUUGCCCAUGAGCGAGCUUGGUGCAUGGAGGGUAUGUCACUGA
Cladocopium goreaui is the source of this 744-nucleotide messenger RNA. The record is from the annotation of a GenBank genome assembly. Lineage: Eukaryota; Dinophyceae; Suessiales; Symbiodiniaceae.